UGUUUUGUGUUGAAUCGUGACGCCUUAAAUCCUCAUCAAACAAGACAACUUUGAAGGUUAUCUCCAAUUUCGUUCCCUGGUUUCAGUUCAUUCCGUGGGUCUUUAACUCCAUCUUCUUCCUAUAAAACGUAACUGAACUCUCUUCAGUCUCCACUGUUUUCUCCUCUGAAACAUCUCCAAACACGUAUCAAAGUAUAAAACCAAUGGCCACCACCGAGAAAGAGGUGAAAUUUGAGAACAAGAACAAAGAGCUGAAGCAUCUUGGGUUUGUGAGGGUUGCUGCAAUUCAAACCUUUGUGGUUGUGACAAAUCUGUAUGAAUACGCAAAGCAAAACUCAGGCCCUUUGAGAUCCGCCGUUGGGACGGUUGAGGGCACUGUAACUUCCGUUCUGGGCCCUGUCUACAACAAACUCAAGGAUGUCCCAGAUGAUGUCCUCGUUUUUGUUGACAACAAGGUGGAUGAUGCUACUCACAAGUUCGGUGAGCAUGCUCCUUCUUUUGCUAAGCAGGGUGCUUCCAAAGCUAGGAGCUUGAUUCAGAGUCUUGCACAUGAAGCGGGACGAUUUGCAAGUGAGGUUCAAUGUGGAGGGCCAAGAGCAGCUAUACAUUAUGUAACCAGAGAGUCAAAGGAUUUGGUGCUGAUUAACUCAGUGAAGUUAUGGAAAGGACUAAACCACUUCCCACCAUUUCAUGCACUGGCAGAUGUGGCUGUUCCCACUGCUGCUCAUUGUUCGGAUAAGUAUAACCACAUAGUUAAGCAUUUGAGUGGUAAAGGGUAUCCUCUCUCUGGUUAUUUGCCUUUGAUUCCCGUUGAUGACAUUGCCAAGGUGUUUAGGCAGGGCGGUGAGGCAAGCAUGAACGGAGGAGAUGAAGAAGCCUGUAAGAAUGGGAAGAGAUCAUAAUCCUCUAGUUCUUGGUUUUGAGUUUGAGUUCUGUUGAUUGCUUCAAAAAGAAAGGGGGAAGAGAAAGAAAAAGAGGGGGGUUGGAAUCUGAUUCCAACUGAGCUUUGCUUCGAGUCUUGAACACCAUUUGGGAUGUGUGAUUGUGUGGCUCCAACUAUUUGAUGGUGUUGGUAGUGAAGACCAUGUGACUGUAGUUACUUACUUUUUUAAGUCUGUAGGAAAUAGUGAUUGUGUAAAUGGUGCAGUUAAUGGUCAUAAUGUUUGUUCUUCUCCCUUCUUUGUUGGACGUAUAACAUUGCUGGUGAAUUGUUCUUUUGUGCGUU
Messenger RNA from Arachis duranensis, 1225 nucleotides. RefSeq names its product REF/SRPP-like protein At1g67360. The transcript is spliced from 3 exons. The record is from RefSeq and is a predicted model, not a curated record. Lineage: Eukaryota; Viridiplantae; Streptophyta; Magnoliopsida; Fabales; Fabaceae. Bases 204 to 902 code for a protein of 232 amino acids.